CUUGUACUUCUUGGUGAUGGUUUGAAAAUACAGUUUGCGAUUGGUUUCAAUGAAGACUUGACUGCUGGUGCAUGUAUUCAGUCGAGAAUCAAGAUCUUUGCUAAUUUCAAGAAUCAUCUUCUCGAUGACCAUCCAAGAUGUCCUUUAAUCAACCACCGGCAGAAAAUCGGUUCGAUGAGAGCCUCGAAAAACCAUACGUGUACUUCUACGAGCUGCCAAGCUUGCAAAAAAUAGCAUCGUAUGAAAUAUGUCGAGCAAUAUGGUACAGCAAUUUAUCCGAAUACCAAUCCAUCGAAGGGGAAGAUACCAACGUAAUCCUUUGUCAUUAUAUGAUAGGGUUUCACCUUUUUCGUCAUUACAAGGGGCACAUUAAGCAACUGAUCAAGCAUUUGAAUAUCCCUCCUUCAAUCGAAGAUAUACUCAAAAAUUCAAUGAGCAAGAUUUGCGAUGAGAUUCAAAAUUGGGCAAAAGAUUUCGCCAAUCGCAUAGUACAUCUCGAGGGACACGACGAAAUUCGUUACAUCGAUCCAAAAUGGUCAGUUUGGUCCAUCGGUGGUGAAAUCGAUCACCUUAAAAGCGCAAAAAGGAUUUUACGAAGUGGCAGUUUGACCGAAUGGCAGAAAUUUCUCGUAAUGUGUGAAUACUGCAUGGUGGACGAGAUCACUAAAUUUCCGUUGGAUUCCCUUCCACCGGCAUUCAUUACAGAAGAGAAUUAUUCCGAUAAGCUUGUUUGUUUCUAUUGGAUUUGUUUACUCAAAAAUGAACUACACAGAGUACCACUUCUAUAUGACAAUUCGGUAGACAUCACGUUGGCUAAAUCUUAUCAUCAUCUUCGCUACUCUAGGGAAUUUUUUUGGAAUCGUUUGAGCGAUGAUCAUAAAAUAAACCUUAUUAGUGCCUGGAUUUCUCAAGCGUCUUCGUGUAUUAUAGAUACCAAAGAGUUCGAUGUAUUGGAAAUAUUUAUUUCUAAAAUGUCCCCGUAUCAGCAACAACGUCUGCUGCAUAAAAUGUACCCCACCAUCGUGAGUGUUUUCGCUUCAUGGUCCGAUUCAUCCAGAUGUGCUCUUUGGGCAUGGAGCUAUGGAAAAAAUAAAAUGCACGUGGAACAGUUUGCUACACUGGUUGAUGAAUUGUUGAGAAAUCAGAUGACUGUUGACCAAUUCGAUACUAUGGUUGGUGAAUGGUCGUAUAGAAGAAGAAUAAAUUCGUGGUCGGUGUCUAUAUUGGAUGAAAUUUGGAAGACUGCGUCUGAUCAUCAGAGAAAUCACGUCAUCCAGAACAAAUUGGACGAGUUCAUGCGUAAUUUACUUUUUGAUAAUGGCUCGAAAUACUCUGGCCAAUUUCUUCAGUUCGUAUCCGAAGAUGAAAGAAAAAAAUUGAUUUUUAGAUCAGUAAACCGAAAUGAUUUCCAACAUUGUGAUGUUGAUUUUUUAAGCAGCUUCCUGAAUGAAUAUUUGCCACGGCCGGGUGACCAAUUGACGUUCAGAAAAUUGGUCAUUGAUUCUUCCGCAUUUCUAGAACGUUUAAUGUUCUUAUUGAAAAUUAAAAAUUAUGAAAUGUUCGACGAAACGUUGAAAUUUUACUUUUCUCACGAUGCAGCUGCUGCUAAAAUAUUCAAACGAGAGUUCCUGGAGCAUAAAUUGAAAACUAUGGAUUUCCAUUUUGAUAUCAGGUUAAUUACAAGUAUCAGUAGGUGGAAUAAAUUGAGCCAAUUCAUCGAUGAGGUUUUUGAUGAAGAUCCAGAAUCAGGAUUGAUGGUUAAGCAAUGGUUCAUAACAUCAACAUUCGCCUACCAAAUCCGCAUAUCGAGCUAUACAUUCGUUUCUGACCUUAGCCAUAGUUUCGACAAAUUGGUGAAAAUUGUCGAAAUGGUUUUCAAGAACGACGAACUGAAGAACGUGAAACGUUUUUUUUCUGACGAAUUUCGCUCAUUAUUCUCAAGUUCUUUCCGCGGCUAUGUGAAAUUGGAUGAUGACGAUGAUGUUUUUCUUCUAAAAUUUGUGCGUUGGUGUUCGAUUCACGAUGGGAAACCAAUUUUACAACCUACUUGAUCGUGUAUCGUCCAAUGUUACCAGUAACUUUGGCGAGAUUUUCCAUUGCAAUUAUCUAAGUACCUGGGUAGUUCUACCAAUUUUACACUUUUUGCGUCCAUGUAAAAUUUCACUUACAGUAUGCACAUGAAAAGUAAUGGUGAAUGGUUUUGUCAAUAAAAGUUGUCCCCAUAUAACAUUUUCAGGCACUACAUUGAAUUCAACCCCCUCCCCCUGGGCCACAGAUCCCCUUAUAUGAUCAAAAGUUCCAUCGUCAUGGCUGUCUCACAUCUCGUUUUUAGAUAGUUACAUAGCUGGUUAGCAAAGAGUGGUGAUGUUCUGCAAUUUUGACAUUCGUUUUUUUAUUCCUGAAAACUACACGCAAAUUAUUACAGUAUGAACACAAUUCACUUCAGUGACACCUAUAUGCCGUGGAGUGACCUCAAACCUCUGUCUUCGAGUUUUUGUUCCCUCGGCGUGGUUAAUUUUUAAUGCAUUCCCAACGGCUCACUAUUUACAAAUUUUGGUGUUUGAAAAUGGAAAAACUGUUUAGGCAGUUCACCAAAUCUUGUCUACUGAUAAAAUUCUGAAUCCGAACAUCGCUAUGCAAUAUAUAAACGUGUUUCCAUGAAAAUAUGGUUAUUUAUUUUUUGCCGCUUCUUUCGUCAUGGUUUCUCAGCUCCGCCAUACACAAACAGAGAAAAACUGAGAAAUGUUGAAAAAUUAUUAUGUG
Planococcus citri (citrus mealybug) is the source of this 2763-nucleotide messenger RNA. RefSeq lists its product as uncharacterized. The coding region runs from base 138 to 2051 and encodes 637 amino acids. NCBI's taxonomy places the organism in Eukaryota, Metazoa, Arthropoda, Insecta, Hemiptera, Pseudococcidae. The transcript has 2 exons. The record is from RefSeq and is a predicted model, not a curated record.